AUGGAAUAUCUGCGAUUACGGUCCGGUGGUAAAAUGCCAAUAGUCGGCUACGGUACAUAUCUGGUAGGUCAGUCGAAAUUUGAUUAAUUUCCUAUUAUACCUGUAUACGAAUCAGCAGCCCUCUUGUUUUAUUUUUUGGAAUUAAUUUGUAGACUACGGGACUUGAAUUAGAAAUAGCUCUGAACAAAGCACUAGAGGCCGGAUACAGAUCCAUUGACACAGCCAGCGGUUACGGGAACGAACGAUCAAUCGGAAAAGUACUAAACGAAUGGAUUUCGUCCGGCAAAGUAACCAGGGACGAGCUGUUCGUUACCACUAGGGUAAGAAUUCGGUUUUUAAUAUCACAAAUCGAAUAUGGGGUAGAAAAAAAAAUUAUAAUUUGAAUUCAUUUGCAGCUCCCUAUAUACGGAAAUCGCGCAAAAGACGUGGAAAAAUACAUUAAAGAAUCUCUAAAACAAUUUCAGUUAGAUUACAUCGAUAUGUAUUCGAUACACACUCCGUUCGGCGUGUUUCAAGGUGACACUACCGACUAUACCAAGAUGCAAAGAGAUGACAGUACGGACCAUUUGAAAAUAUGGAAGGUGAAAAUAAUAAAAUUGUAUAAUAUUUUACUGAAAAUAUGCUGAUGUUUUGGAUCAUAAAUGUUUUUUCAUAAUACAUAAUUUAAAACGGAUUUCGUAGGCGAUGGAAGACCAAGUGGACAAGGGUCUGAUCAGAGCUAUCGGUUUGUCGAACUUCAACGUCCGGCAAAUACAGAAGAUACUGGACCAUUGCCGGAUCCGACCGGACAACGUCCAGAACGAAAUUCAUCUGUACCUUCAGACUCCAGAACUCAUACAAUUCUGUCAGAAAAACGAGAUCACCGUGACCGGAUACUCGAGUCUGGGCAUGAAAGACGGUAGAAAACUUUUGGGAUUCUCUUGGGCGUAAUUAUAUAUCUGAAUGACAAUAGUUUCAUUGACUUUACUAAUAAUAUGUUGAUCAAAUAUUUUACAAAUAGCAACGAAAAGUUACCCGAAAUGUUGGAAAACGAUGUAGUAGUGGAGGUAGCGAAAAAACACAGAAAGACUCCGGCCCAAGUGCUAUUGCGGUUCUUCGUCCAGAACGGUGUGUCCGUCAUACCUAAGAGUACAAAUCCUCAGCGGUUAAUGGAAAACAUUCGAGUAAUUUAACACAAACUAUACACAAAUUACACGUUCAAUAAUUUCUCUGUGUUUUCUGCAAAAAGAUUUUCGAUUUUGAACUGGACCCAGGAGACGUGCGAGCUCUACGAAGCCAGGACGCGGGCGAAGGAGGGCGUAUCGUCCGAUUUUUGUUCUUCCCUGGGUAAGUGGAAAUCGGGCAGAUCUCAUGAUAAUUUUGUAUUGAACUUUUUUAUUAUUAACAUUUUACAUAUUUGCAUAUCAAAUUAUAUUUCGUCUUAUUUUACUUUUUAGAAUCACAGAACAUCCGGAAUACCCAUUUCCAAUUCAGUUUUGA
Cinara cedri is the source of this 1479-nucleotide messenger RNA. Lineage: Eukaryota; Metazoa; Arthropoda; Insecta; Hemiptera; Aphididae. The record is from the annotation of a GenBank genome assembly.